Messenger RNA from Cavenderia fasciculata, 5532 nucleotides. Its product is annotated as WD40 repeat-containing protein. The record is from RefSeq and is a predicted model, not a curated record. The coding region runs from base 1 to 5532 and encodes 1843 amino acids. Gene Ontology annotation, cellular component: cytoplasmic vesicle. Gene Ontology annotation, molecular function: protein binding. The transcript has 7 exons. Gene Ontology annotation, biological process: regulation of Rab protein signal transduction. NCBI's taxonomy places the organism in Eukaryota, Evosea, Eumycetozoa, Acytosteliales, Cavenderiaceae.
AUGUCAAGUGUUACAUUACCACCAUCUUCUUCAUCAACACAGACAACGCCACCCGUUGUUGGAGCAGAUGUAGUAGUAGUAGCAGCACCUACGACAACGACAACGACAACGACGACGACAUCAUCAUCAUCAUCAACACAGGCAACUCCAUUGUCAUUGUCAUCCAACAAUAGUCUUUCAUCGACAUCACCAAACAAUGCAGUUUCAUUGCCAGCAUCUCCUAUCAUGAACGGAGGUGGAGGCACAAAGCUUACAACACUACACAUUGAAGAGAUACAAGGCAAGAAUAUCAAUGAAAAGGAUGUCUUUGUAAAGUUUAAGAUUGAUGGCAAAAAGUACAAGACAAAGACACACAAAAAGACAAAUAACCCAUUUUGGAGUGACAAGUUUACAAUAACAAGUACGAAUAAAUUGGAAGAGAUAACAUUUACUAUCAUUAGUCAGAAUAUAUUGGGAAAUAAUGUAAAAUUGGGACGUGUCAAGUAUCCAUUGACAAAGAGUAAUGCUACUUCUACACCAAGUCCAGUUAGAAAGAGUGUCAAGAUCAACGCUUCAGAUGUGUCAUCGGCAUCAAUGACACCUGCAUCACAAUCAACUACAACUACACCAUCCCAAACACCUGCCAAUACAAGUACACCUGAUAUGGCACCUACAAAUGGAAAUACUAGUCAUAGUAGUAAUAAUAAUAAUAAUAAUAAUACAACAGAUAAACCAUUACCUGCAAUACCAAUAGCGGGUACAAGUUCAUCAUACUCUGAUACAACUAGUGCAUCAAUGUCGGAUACAUACGAUAGUUGGGUGAUUGACUAUUGGAGUGUGGUUGAAAAGGAAAAGAAUAUGGAUAGAGUGCUAGAGUUGAAAUUAAAGAUUAUUGUUAAGAUGCGAGAGUUGUAUUUGGAUACCGACACGAAUAGUGGGGCGUCAAUGCCCGAAGAUACUAGUAGCAACUCGAAUCUGUCUAUUGCACCGCCAUCUCGUAGUCCCCGCGACCAGGUUGUUUCACCCAAGGAGAUGUCGUUUAUUGGCAAGGGAGGUAGCCAGAUUAAAAAGUUUACUAAAAAGCUGACAUCCAAGAUCGAGGGAGGGUCGUCCACCUCGAGCGGUGGAGCUUCUAGCAACACUCUUGGAGGUCAUACAGCCAAACCAGACGCGAAUCGUUCGAGAAUCGGUAUACCCACCCAACAACAGCAACAAGCCAUCGAGGAACAAAUUGCAAAAGAACGACAAAAGGAAUUGGAAAGAGAAGAAAAAGAAAAGGAAAAGGAGCGAGCAAGAGAAAAACUACGUCAACGUGAAGAAGAGGAAUUGCAAAAACAACUUGAAAAGGAGAGACAAGAGGAACGACGAAAGGCAAAAGAAGCCAAGCAAAAAAAAGACAAGGAAAAGAGAUACGUUCCAACUCGUCCAAUCGAUUAUUUCUUUGUGUGUGGUAUAUCAAACAAACUUGAACCAAUCGAUCAACGUUAUGAACAUGCCUCUUCCAAAGCAUUUGAUCCAAUGGAUAUAGUUUAUAAAGGAGAAUUAUUUGAUUGUUUUCCACCAAAAGAUGACGAAAUUUUACCAAAUCAUAUUUGGAUGUAUUGUUUUCCAAGAGGAUUACAAUUACAAUUUGAAGAUAUUGGACCAUCAUUUUUCCCUUUUGUAUUAACAAAUGAAACUGGAGUUAGAUUUUAUGGAAGUUGUUUAAUCUUUUAUGAACCAAUUGGUGAGGAAAUGACAUUGGAAAUUAAAAAACGUCGUAAUUCAUCUGCUUCUCAACAACCGCAGCAACAACAACAACAAACACAACAAAAUGGUAAUAGUAAUGAUCAAACCGAUGGUACAGAGAUUGGAGAUUCAUCACAAACACCCAAUAGUAAAUCAAAACGUAUUAGUACUCCACCUCUAUCACCAAGUAGUACUCAACAACAGCAACAAAACCAAUUGGUAACAAGUGAUAAUGGUUCAACUGGCAGUGGCAGCGGUACUAGUGCUGGUACUAUUCCACACUCUCUUUCAUCGGGAGGAUUGGUGGCUAGUGGCAAUUCACAAAUCUAUGCACCAAAAUGUAUUUGUUUCUUGUCUCACUACCCCUUCUUUUCAUUCUUUAGACUUACUCUAAAUGAAGUCUAUCAAAAGGUUUUCUUUUCAACAACACCUUUACCCAUUGAAAGAUACAUUUAUAAUAUGGUACAAGAAGUCCCACUUCCAACACCAGGUUUAUCAACUGUAACAUAUAAUUUAAAUAAUUCAAUCAUUUCACUUAAAAGAUCAUCAGAAUAUCUUUUACCAACUUCAGAUUUACCAUUUUCAUUAUUAUUUAAAUGCUUGGAUAUUAAAAACGCUUUAAUAUUAUUUAAAUCUAUUUUAUUGGAAGAGAAAAUUGUUAUCAUAUCAAGUCAUUACUCCUUAUUAACUUAUAUCACUGAAAUAUUAACUACUCUAUUACAUCCAUUUACUUGGCCACAUGUUUAUGUACCAAUUUUACCAGAAUUAUUAUUAGAAUAUGUUUAUUCACCAUUUCCAUUUAUUAUGGGUGUUCAUAGAUCAUAUUCACAUAAUAUUCUAAAUGAAGAGAAUUUGUUGGGAGAGAUUGUUGUGGUCGAUCUUGACAAUAAUAUUGUUUUGAUUCCACCACCACAACAACAUACAGGAGGUCAAGUUAUUCAGUUGCCAGAAAAGGAGACAGCUCAACUCGUCAGUCAAUUGCGUCGUGUUGUACAAUAUGAAAUAUUGUCUUCUGAUCUGCCCAACUUUAACCUAAACACUCUUACUCCGAUCAAUCCAUCGUUCAAUACCGAUUCCUCUCGUAGAAUUCUUUCCAAUCAACCAUUGUCGCAAGUGUACCAUCAUCCUCCAACCGUACCAGCCAACGUUGAUGAUUACAUUAGAUUGUCAUUCCUUCAAUUCUUUUGUCAUAUCCUUUCAGACUAUAGAAAGAAUCUAAAGUAUCUAAGAGUUUUCCCAAAACCAAUUACUCUAUUUGAUAAGAAUGAAUUUGUUAAAUCAAGACCUGGAAAUACUUCUGCAUUUUAUAAAUCAUUUAUUGAAUCACAAUCAUUUAGUUGGUUCCUUGAUCAACAUAAUUGGCCAACUCGUAAUUUAUUUGAUUAUGUAUUAGAGACACAGAAAUACAAGAAACCAAUUGACGAGUUGGUAGCAAGUUAUCAAUCGUCGAUUCCACAGGCACUUGGUGUAUUGGAUCCAGUCAAACAAACGACCAUUAGUGCUCCACAACCAUCUUCGUUGAAAUCAAACUCUACUUCGAUUCGUGAAUACACUCGAUUCCCAUCACUUAAACACGAGUUGAUGGUUACAUCGCAGCCAAGUAGUACUAAUGGAAAUGUAGGGUUUGUGACUUCAUUCAUCACUGGUAGAUCAUCCAACAAUUCAACACCUGCUCAGUCUCCACCUGCAUCUCCUCCAUUUGACGUGUACACUACAUCACUCAAGGAAGAUGAGAGUGUUCCCAAUCCAACAGCCACUACCGGCAACCCAGAAGAUUUCAAAGAGUUUAAUAUUAUCGAACCAAGCUUUGAAGAUCAACACAAGUCGUUUGUCACCAUUGUCGAACAGUUCUUGUCAAAGGUAUUGACCGAUGUAUUGCCCGAACAAUCUGAUAUCCAACAGAUUCUAGAUCUAUUAAACUUUGACUAUGGGCGUCAGAUAUUUGGUCGUCUCUUGUUGAGUCAUCAAAAGGGGGCUGGUACAACUGGACAAGAGGACACUGCAAGCCGUUCAAGACUGAGCGAUCAGUUGUUCUACUGUCUUGGUGAUAUUCUCAAGGCUGCUUUGAGAGAGGCCAACUUACACUCGGACUUCCCAGCCACUAGAAUGUAUUUGGAGGCUAGUUUUACAUACCAUCGUUUGCAAAAGGGAUCCAACGAGUUUAUCUCGGAGCGUAUUCGUAACCAAGACGUGUGGCAAAACUACAAGUUUUGGGAGCAGUUCUUUUUCGAUACGCUCGAGAUGCGUUGCAAGGCAUUGUAUGGUAAUGUCGUUCGCGAGAUGAUUAAAUGGGACUCGUAUAUGCCCGACAAACAAGAGAGAUUAAAGGCAGAGGAACGAGAUAUGGAGUUUUCGUUACUAUCCAAGAUGGUCUACUACAUGAUCAAUCUAGGAUCACGACCUGAUUUGGUACGUCGAUUUGUCAACAAGAUGUGCUCGGGUAUAAACUUUGACCAUGAGCGUACCGAGACUAUGAUGCAGGUAGUUAGCAACAUCACUCGUGCACGUGACAUGUACGACCAAGACGACCAAGACAACGACGAUAACAACCACUCUGGCGACAAGCAUGUUGACAAGGAUCUCAAGAUGACAUUCAACAAAGAGUCGUAUCUACCAAUUGGACUGUACUCGCAAAAGCCAAACGAAGGUAGAGAGCUGCUCAACCAUCUCAUCGACGAAAAGAGUAACAGCAUUGUUGCACUACGUUCACUGAGCAGAAUCAUGAAUCUCAAGACUGCCUGGAACGAAAAGCGAACCACCACUAGCCACAGAAUCGACUAUCGUGACAUUUCUGAAAACAGAGGAGACUAUGUCGUAAAGACAUUUGCAGGUCAUCAAGAAGGUGUUCUCUGUGUAGCCGUCCUCAAUAACCAGUCGUCACACAAGGAAAGCUCAGUUGUCCUAACAGGCUCGGCGGACUCUACUCUCAAGGUGUGGGAUAUGACCACAACCAAAUGUCUUGGAACACUUGAAGAUCAUGGUGGUUGGGUAACCAGUUGUGAAAUAACUACAGACUCUAGAGCAAUCUCUGGAUCAUACGAUAAAACUCUUAAACUUUGGGAUCUAAAUGCUUGCAAAAAGAUUAAAUCGUUUAGAGGUCAUAAAGGUUCCAUCAGUUGUUUACAAGCAAUUGAUAAUCAUCAAAUUGUUUCUGGUUCUUAUGAUAAUACAAUAUGUAUAUGGGAUGAUAGAUCAAAUAAACCAUCAAGUGUAUUAUCAGGACAUCAACAACCUAUUAUGAGUAUUAUAGUAGAAGGAUAUAAUAUCAUUUCUGGUAGUAGAGAUACUAAUAUUAGAAUUUGGGAUGUUCGUACAUUGACAUCAAAGAUACUUUCUGGUCAUACGGAUUGGGUAAAGUGCCUAGAGUUUGGUGGUGACGUAUUACUUAGUGGAUCGUGUGAUGGUCGUGUCAAGGUUUGGUCAGUGGCCAAUCACGAAUGUAUAAAAACCUUACAGGGACACAGUGGAAGUAUAAACUCGAUCCUCAUGCACGAAAUGGAUAAUAACCAUAGAAAGUUUAUUACUGCGUCUGCUGAUACCAAUAUUUCUGUUUGGGAUAGUAACUAUGCCGAACAAACACAUACUCUAUCCGGACACAGUGACGAGGUCAUGGCAGUAUCAAACUUUAUCAACGACCUCGUAGUCUCUGGUUCAUACGAUGGAUCUAUUCGUCUAUGGGAUGUAAACAAUGGCAAAUCACUUCGUACCAUUCAUAAUCACUCGCAUAGAAUAUCAUCACUUAAAACUUAUGAUUCACUCAUUGUAACUGGUAGUUGGGAUAAAACUGCUAAAGCUUGUUUAUUUAGUUUAGAUUUUAGACAAUAG